Coprinopsis cinerea okayama7#130 is the source of this 453-nucleotide messenger RNA. RefSeq lists its product as hypothetical. Lineage: Eukaryota; Fungi; Basidiomycota; Agaricomycetes; Agaricales; Psathyrellaceae. The record is from RefSeq and is a predicted model, not a curated record. The transcript is spliced from 3 exons. Bases 1 to 453 code for a protein of 150 amino acids.
AUGCGAGUCUCAUCUCUCCUUGCUGCCAUUAUCUUGCCAUUGGCUGCGGUCGCCGCACCUGCACCCGAGCUCGAAGCGCGCCAGGCUGUCGUCAAGCCAAGGCCCUGUGUCCGCCAACUCAACCCUCCCCCAACCGCUGAAGAGACCGCUGCUCGACAUGCCGCCUUCGCCCAGGCCUUCAUCUACAGGAGAAACAUUACCGCUGCCUUCGAGUUCAUUGUCCAGGACUACAUUAACCACAACCCCAUGGCACAGAACGGGUUUGACUUUGCAUGGAACAUCCUCAGCCCCUUCUGGAAUACCCAGAGCUUGACGCCCUUGAGGGACACGUACAGGCAUCCUCAGGGUUGGGUCAACUACCGCUCUGGUUUCGGCGAAGUCGUUGACAGGUUCAGGUGGGAGGGCGGAUGCAUCGUCGAGCAUUGGGAUGCCGGCGAGAGGUACCCUCAGUAA